CCCUGUGUGCACACGACACCGCGCAACUAUGAAGAUGGAGAGAGUUUGUUAAAUAGUCCCUUAUGCUCGAGUCCCAUUACUUCACUCAAACUAGUAAAGUAAUUGUCGUCGAACAUCAGUUUUAGUCGUAAUUUCGCGGAAUCAAAGUCCAUCUUUGUUCAGAAAAUGAACAUGAAUCAUCAUUUUCUUUCACUCAUUUUCCUGCUGUGUUUAGUGGUAUCUGAGAACGGUGUGUCUGGUGUUGAUAAAGAUGAAGUGUUUGUGAGCAGGGGAGAUUCCGUCACUCUACAGACUGGCGUUGAAACAAACCAACAAGACAGAUUUAUGUGGUUUUAUGAAGGCAUUCGCAUAGCCGAACUCAGAGGAGAUCUCAGUUAUAUCUGUACUGAUGUUCAGUGUGAUGAAGAUGCUGAGAGAUUCAGAGGCAGACUGAAGCUGGACAAUCAAACUGGAUCUCUGACCAUCGUAAACACCAUAUUUACAGAUAGAGGAGAAUAUCAGAUGAAGAUUAACAGCACCAGCGGCAGCAGCAGAGAAAAGAUCUUCUACGUUUUUUCUAAUGCGAUGGCACCUCGCUGGGCCCGACCUGAAAAGAUGAGAAGAAAGCCUUAUGUUGUGCUAGUCAGCAAAAUGGUGAAAUUCCAAUGUCAAGCUGAAGGAAACCCAACUCCCAAACUACGCUGGCUGAAGAAUGGAAAAGAGUUCAACAGAGACCAACGCAUCGGCGGCUACACGCUGCGGGAAAACAUGUGGGCCAUAGUCAUGGAGUCGUUGGUGCCCUCAGACAAUGGCAACUACACGUGCCUGGUGGAGAACGAAUUCGGGAGCAUCAACCACACCUAUCAGCUGCACGUAGUGGAAUCAUUGCCUCAGAGACCCAUCAUGUACCCUGGACUCCCUGCAAACCGAACAGCCGUGGUCGGCAGUGAUGUAGAGUUUGUGUGCAAAUUAAUAAGCGAUUCUCAACCUCACAUCCAAUGGAUCAAACACAUUUGGGUAAACGGAAGCCAAGAAGGACCUGACGGAAUCCCUUACGUGCGCGUACUAAAGGCGGCUGGCCUCAACACCACCGACAAGGAGAUGGAAGUGCUCCAGUUGAGGAACGUGUCCUUUGAGGAUGCUGGGGAGUAUACUUGCUUGGUGGGCAAUUCUGUCGGGAUCUCCUAUCAAUCUGCAUGGUUGACCGUUGUCAAAGGCAUUGAUAAACAAGCGAGAGUCAUUGAUCACAAGGGCACACCUACUGGCCACUCAAGCUCCCCACAUACAGUCUCAGAUGAAGAGUCAGUGUCAGUGAAGGAGGGAGAUUCAUUCACUCUACACACCAGUGUUAAAACAAACCAACAAGAUGAUGUUAAAUGGCAUUUUAACAACAUUCUCAUUGCUGAAAUCACUGGAGAUCAGAGUAAAAUCUGUGAAGAUGAUCAGUGUAAAGAGAGAUUCAGAAACAGACUGAGUCUGGAUCAUCAGACCGGAUCUCUGACCAUCAUGAACAGCACAACCACAGACUCUGGAGACUUCCAGCUGAUAAUCCGCAACACCAGGAAGCGUUUCGAUGUUUCAGUCACAAAACCAGGUCUUCCUCCAGCUGUUAUAGCAGGAAUAUGUACUCUUAUUCUGUAUGUUGCAGCAGUUGCUGCUGUGAUUUUACUAUUUAAAACCCCAAGCAAUAAGAAAAGACAUCAGACGGAGGAUUGAGCACAGUGAUAACAGUUCACCCACCGGCCCAAACAGAGUCCAGUGAUGUGGAUGAAGGUAUUCUGCAUGUCAAUCAGGAUGACGACUCAUCCUCUACUCAUACAGAAAUGAACGCUAACUAUAGGAUGUCCAAUGACCAACCGAUGAACACUAGAAGUGAGGCGUCCUAUAAUCAGACUGAGACAUAUUGAUGGACACUAAACAUGGGACGUCACAUAAUCAGUGUAAGGUUGUUACUUUUAGACUUUCAAGUGAAACAUGAAUCUCAGGGCCUGAAACAGUAGUAACCUAGAUUGCAUGUUUAAAUAAAUGUUUUUUUUUGUUUCAUUCUAAAUCAUGAGAUGAAUAUGAAUACAUUCCAGACAUCCACUUAAUAUCCAUCGGAGACAGGUGAGCAAACGCUCUAAAAUGUGUGUUCCAGAAGUAAAUACACUCA
Molecule: messenger RNA, 2131 nt
Organism: Danio aesculapii
Lineage: Eukaryota; Metazoa; Chordata; Actinopteri; Cypriniformes; Danionidae
Gene: fgfr1bl
Product: fibroblast growth factor receptor 3
Exons: 11
Coding region: 166-1695 (509 amino acids)
Source: RefSeq, a predicted model, not a curated record